This is a messenger RNA of Rangifer tarandus platyrhynchus (Svalbard reindeer), 609 nucleotides long. NCBI's taxonomy places the organism in Eukaryota, Metazoa, Chordata, Mammalia, Artiodactyla, Cervidae. The record is from the annotation of a GenBank genome assembly.
AUGCUUUGCAUCCCCUCCGGCCGCAGUGCGGGGCCCGGGGUCGGGGCCCGGAGCGCGGCUGGGGCGAGGCAGCUUCGAGGGACCGGCUGUUUGGGGAGCCCACCGGCCUCGGCUCUUUAUCGGGGCGCCAGCGGGUGGAGCCACCUCCUCGCCCAGUGGGCCCGCUUCCCUGACUCACUCCCACAGUUCAGCUGGAGAAGAACCAGCCUCAGGCCUCCUGCCCCUGCCCAGACAGGAGCCCUAACUACAGGUGACCUGUGCACCACGUUUGAACAGGCUCCACCCCUUCUCUUGUCUCCAGGAGCUGUCAGUAGUGAAACGGGAGGAUGCUACCAGGCUCUAAGGUCAUCCUGUGAUUGCUGCGUGGACAGCAGCAGCAGCAGAUCUGCAGAGAGCUCUGAUUCAAAGAGCAAUGCCCUAGCAGACCAGAGCACUCAUCUAGCACGAGCUGGCCAUCCGGCAGGCAGUCAAGGGACCCUGCCACCCCAGGCCCUCCGCGCUGAGGGCUACAGCGGAGUACGGCAGCUGGCCUUGCAAAGCCCAGCCUUAAUGAUGGCCUUGGCCCUUAUUAAGCUCUUAAGAGUCAUCCUGAAGCAAGCCAGGGGCUAG